ACAAAAAAGACCAAUCCUUUUUUUCUUUUCUUUUUCAAAUCCCCAUUAAAAACCUUACCUACCCAUGAAGUAAAGUAAACUCCUUACAUAUAUCCAAAGAGACUUUUUUUUUAAUUUCUCAACUUCAUCAGUCUCUCGUCACAAAGAAGGAAAGAUGAAGAGAGGACAUGGAGAAACGUGGGGCCCAGUACCACCACAACCAUCGACUGGUUCUGGUGAAGGUCCUUCAAUGGCGGAUAACAAGGGGAAGAUGGCGGAUGACAGCAACAUGGAUGAGCUUCUUGCUGUUCUUGGCUACAAGGUUCGAUCUUCUGAAAUGGCUGAAGUAGCACAGAAGCUUGAGCAGCUUGAGAUGGUGUUGUCUAAUGAUGAUGUUGGUGGGUCUACUGUCUUGAACGACACUGUUCACUAUAACCCAUCUGAUCUCUCUAGCUGGGUCGAGAGCAUGCUUUCCGAGCUAAACAACCCGGCGUCUUCGGAUCUUGACCCGACCCGAAUUUGCGAGGACAGAUCGGAAUACGACGAUCUGAGAGCAAUUCCGGGACUUUCGGCGUUCCCGAAGGAGGAGGAGGAAGGCGUUGACGAGGAAGCUUGCAGCAAGAGGAUCCGACUCGGAUCCUGGUCCGAUUCGGCGGGCGAGUUAACUCGGCCUGUGGUGCUCGUUGACUCACAGGAGACCGGGGUGAGACUCGUCCACGCGCUGGUGGCGUGCGCUGAGGCGAUUCAGCGAGAGGAUCUUAACUUAGCCGACGCGCUAGUGAAGCGCGUGGGAACACUCGCGGCUUCUCAAGCUGGGGCCAUGGGGAAAGUCGCUACGUAUUUCGCCCAAGGCCUGGCUCGUCGGAUUUAUCGUCGCGCUUACACGACGGAGACGGACAUCUCCGGGGUGGGUCCCUCCUUCGAAGAGGUUUUGCAGAUGCAUUUCUACGAGUCUUGCCCUUACCUGAAAUUCGCUCAUUUCACGGCGAAUCAAGCGAUCCUCGAAGCUAUCACGACGGCGCGUAGAGUUCACGUAAUCGAUCUUGGGCUUAACCAGGGGAUGCAGUGGCCGGCUUUGAUGCAAGCCCUAGCGGUAAGAUCCGGCGGACCUCCGUCGUUUCGUCUCACCGGAAUCGGACCUCCGCAGACGGAGAAUUCGGAUUCGCUUCAGCAAUUGGGUUGGAAGUUAGCUCAAUUCGCUCAAGCUAUAGGCGUCGAAUUCGAAUUCAAGGGAUUAGCCGCCGAGAGUUUAUCGGAUCUAAAACCCGAAAUGUUUGAGACCCGACCCGAAUCAGAAACCGUAGUGGUCAAUUCGGUAUUCGAGCUCCACCGGCUUUUAGCCAGUCCCGGCUCAAUCGACAAGCUUCUUGCCACCGUAAAGGCUGUGAAGCCGAGCAUCGUUACGGUGGUGGAGCAGGAAGCGAAUCACAACGGGAUCGUCUUCCUGGAUAGGUUCAACGAAGCGCUUCACUACUACUCGAGCUUGUUCGACUCGCUAGAAGACAGUUACAGCUUACCGAGUCAAGACCGAGUCAUGUCGGAGGUGUACUUAGGGAGACAGAUUCUCAAUGUGGUGGCGGCGGAAGGAUCCGAUCGGGUCGAACGACAUGAGACGCUGGCACAGUGGAGAAUCCGGAUGGGAUCAGCCGGGUUUGACCCGGUUUCUCUCGGAUCCAGCGCGUUUAAACAGGCGAGCAUGCUCUUGUCUCUCUUCGCCGGCGGAGAUGGAUACAGAGUGGAAGAAAAAGACGGUUGCUUAAUGCUGGGAUGGCAGACGCGACCACUCAUCACCACGUCGGCGUGGAAACUCGCCGGAGCCGAUGAGUCACGGCGGCGGUAGAGACGACGUCGCUCGCUCGAAACCGGGAAAAUAAGGACGAAAUGUUAAAAAAAAUUAGGAAAAGGGACCGUAACUUAAGUUAUGUUUUACUGUUUAACCCGAGGUUUUUGCGUGUUUAACCGUUUUGCCUAAAAGUUCACAUCUUUAUCUUUUUGGACCUACGUAGUUGUGCUUCCUCGUAGAAAGUGGAGAGAACGAGUAAAACCUUGUAUCGUAGCUCGAGCUAGUCGUUUUUUUUCAAGGUUUUUCAAUAAA
This is a messenger RNA of Eutrema salsugineum, 2074 nucleotides long. Its product is annotated as DELLA protein RGL2. Bases 155 to 1819 code for a protein of 554 amino acids. Gene Ontology annotation, biological process: regulation of reactive oxygen species metabolic process; regulation of DNA-templated transcription; salicylic acid mediated signaling pathway. The record is from RefSeq and is a predicted model, not a curated record. Gene Ontology annotation, molecular function: DNA-binding transcription factor activity; sequence-specific DNA binding. Gene Ontology annotation, cellular component: nucleus. The transcript has a single exon. NCBI's taxonomy places the organism in Eukaryota, Viridiplantae, Streptophyta, Magnoliopsida, Brassicales, Brassicaceae.